Molecule: messenger RNA, 3253 nt
Organism: Myxozyma melibiosi
Lineage: Eukaryota; Fungi; Ascomycota; Lipomycetes; Lipomycetales; Lipomycetaceae
Product: fungal-specific transcription factor domain-containing protein
Exons: 3
Coding region: 145-2994 (949 amino acids)
Biological process (GO): regulation of DNA-templated transcription; DNA-templated transcription
Cellular component (GO): nucleus
Molecular function (GO): DNA-binding transcription factor activity, RNA polymerase II-specific; DNA binding; zinc ion binding
Source: RefSeq, a predicted model, not a curated record
CCUCCUCCGCACCUGCUUCACCGUCAAAGAGUCCCUAUUUCCCUGUUCUCUCUGUCUGCGCCUGCCCUGCGUUCGUCCUGCGCAUCCCUGAUAUCUCCUCCUCCUCCUCCUUUGCUCUGACGCUCGUUCGAGCGUCCGGCUGCAAUGCCUGCAACUGGCCCCUCCCACCCCGACCACGACCCCAUCCGCCCCGCCCGCGAUCUCAAACUGGACCCAGACGACUCCGCCCACGACUCGGACGCGCCUUCAAAAACGCACGAACACGCCCGUCCGCGGCAUUCUGCUCACUCGUCCUCUUCACAGUCGUCCGCUGACAGACGCAAACUUGUCAUCGCGUGCAUCGCAUGCCGGAAAAAGAAGGUCAAAUGCUCCGGCGACCGUCCCGCCUGCGCUAACUGUCUCCGUGGAGACCUUCCCUGCCAGUAUCCCGCCGUCAAAAACCGAGGAUCGCGGUUCGGCUACCAUGAAAUGCUCAAUAAGCGCCUCGAGAUGAUGGAACGUCACAUAAAACCCCCCGCUGUCGGCAAUCCCUCCUCGCCAUAUCACGUCUCAAACAAGCUCUCCACAAUGCCCAUCGCUCGUCCCGCUCCUCCCCCUCUACAACCCUCCACAAGUUUCCCCAACAACAGCUCUGGAAGCAACGACAACCCAGCGGGCUCUGGUUCUUCUCGAUUAAAACGCCACGCGGACGGCUCCUUUAAAAACGGUCUUAGCUACGGCUACAACGGGACCCCUAGCAGCGAAGAUGUUGACAAUGGCUAUACUGGCACGGCCGGAAACGUGACCGCAGAGUCCGACACCUCCAGCUCUCGCGAUCGGCCUCUGGCCUCCAAUCUGUCAAACGUACGGAUGCCAGAUAGUGAGAUAAUCGAGCACUUGACCGAACUGUACUUUCGAUACCUCAACAACCAGUCCUACGCUUUCCUUCACAAGCCCUCGUUCGUUCCCCGGCUGCAUUCCGGACAAGUCAAUCCUCUGCUCGUCUUGGCUGUUUGUGCUGUCUCAGCCAGGUUCUCGCGACAUCCUGAAAUCAUGACUCAGCCGAGGUACGCGGCCGGAGAGCCGUUCCUUCUCGAGGCAAGAAAGCUUCUUAGUCAAGAAUUUGAUGAGCCCACGAUCGAGACCACUCAGGCUUUGUUGAUCAUGGGAUUCAGCGAUUUCUGUGGAUUGAACGGUGGACGCGCAGCCAUCUACUCGGGACUGUCGAUGCGCAUGGCGGCGACUUUAGGUUUGAACAAGGAGUUUGAUGAUCCCGAGCUGAGUUGGGUAGAUCGCGAGAUCCGUCGAAAGACCUGGUGGAGCGUGCUGGUUUUUGACCGAUUAGCUCAUUCUGGGCCGAAGCGGUCGUUCUUGCUCAUGGAGGAAGAAUGCCAGAUCUCGCUCCCUUCCAGCGACCAUGCGUUCUUGAACAACAUCCCCGUCGUCACAGAGAUGCUUUCGGGUGAAUACCCUCCAAACGAUCCAGAUCUACCCCGCGUGCCGCUCGAACUACCUGGGUAUCAUAUCAAGUCGGUGAUCAUGUGGGGCCACAUUGCAUCGUACGUCAACAUGGGCCGAAAGAAGGAAAAUUUCCCGCCCUGGACCGAGUAUUCUGAAUUCCACAAGCUCGAGCGGGAGAUUGACCGGUUUUACUCAUCGCUACCGCCCCAUCUGGUAUAUUCGCGGGAUAACCUGAUUGCGCUAGACGCAACCCAGCAAGCGGGCACGUUCGUGCACAUGCACGUUGCGAUCCAGCAAUGUCUAUGCGCCCUGCAUCGAUGCGUGUACCCCUACGACCAUCUAAACUCCAAGUUCGAAGCCCCGCCAAUCUCGUUCAUCGAGCGCUCGGCAAACAAGCUCACGGCGGCCGCGUGCUCGAUCUCGGGUAUCCUCAACGACACUUUGCAGGUCGAGGACGUGCUGCCGGCUGCUUUUGUCGGGUUUGGCGCGUAUAACUCGGCCACCGUCCACAUCGUCAACGCGUUCUCGGCCGAUCCUGCAAUCUCACAGAUGGCGAAGAAGCAUUUGACCGUCAACCUCAAGUUUUUGGUUCUGAUGAGGGAGUACUGGUCGAUUGCGGGAAGUUGGUGCACGACACUCAAAGAGCGGUAUUUCCACAAACUGCAGUUGGAGAAAAACCCGAAUGUUUCAGAGCAAGGAAACAUCAUUUCCCGCCCUCCGUCGCCGACUGUUCGGUACGGCACUCUUGAUUUCAACGGCAAGGAGAGUAAUAGUCCUGGAGCGGCAAAGUCUGAUGGCGCAAACUCCUCCGGCGACGGCUCGAAUGGGCGACGCACGCUAUCGACGUCUGCGGCUACAAACAACAACGCAGUCGCUGCCGCGUUGGCGCAGCAUCAACACCAGCAGCUACAGCAACAGCAGGAAGUCGACGAGCGAAGGAAAUCGGAAGCACAACGCAGACAAGAGCAGCAGCAGCCCCAGCUAGUCGUUCCUACGCCGACACUAGCCACCGCGGCACAAUCGUCACCGUCAAACUCGAUGCUUCCGCCUCUUCCCCCCGGCACGUCAUAUUCCGAUACCUUAGUCCUGCCAUCGACGUUCCCGCCCGUGGACGACGAGGUUCCGAACCCGUACCUGUACGAUUUCGACGAGACCUGGCUCCGCGCGCUCGAGAACAACAAGGACCAGGUGGUCAUCGACGCCGACCGCGUCGGCGAAAACUCGUUCCUGGACUUUGGCUCGUCGACCUGGUUCACGGACCCGUCCGUCCCGGGAUUCACGGCCUCUUCCUCCUCCUCCACCGCCGCGCAGCAAUUCAAUAACUCCGACACGCAGCAGCCAGACGUGCUUUCGCAGCAGGUCCAGCAGCUGAUUUAUCAGCAGCAGCAGGCGCAGCAGGAACAGCAGGCGCAGCAGCUCGCGGACGGAAGCACGAGCGCGAACGGCGACUCGUUUUUUAAUGAGAUCUUUGGGGAUAUGACGUGGGAUCUUGGAAGUACGGUGAACGCGGGAGCAGCGAGGGCUACUGAUGCCAAAACUGCCGUCAAGAAGUAGUCUUUUAAUCAUUUGUUUCAAUCUGUUCUAGAAUCUAAGCUUCGGUAGCUACGAGCGUACUGGUCUUUACGCGUUUCUUUGUAUGUGUUUUUAACGGAGUUGGCACGUCACUUUUGUUGUUUAAAGGUGAUACAAGCAGUUGUAUCUCGGUUUACACUCUUUAAUUUUUAUUGUUGUUUACGGUUUUGGGGGACUCUGGAUGUACGAUUUGCUGGUAACGCCUUCGAUAAGCAUUGAGUAGUGUGGAUGUAAUGUAACC